This is a messenger RNA of Penicillium brasilianum, 3248 nucleotides long. The record is from the annotation of a GenBank genome assembly. NCBI's taxonomy places the organism in Eukaryota, Fungi, Ascomycota, Eurotiomycetes, Eurotiales, Aspergillaceae.
GUCAAGUCGAAAGCUGGGAAAAUGCGGCCAUCCCGCAACCAAGACCGAUGACAUCGCCCGGAGAUCGGACGUCGUCAUAGGCGUUUUUUCUCGUCCAGUUCCCCCGUUUCCCCCAUUUCCCACUCCAAUCUCAUCCCCUCCCUCCAUCUGCUACCCUGACCAGAAUCUUGUGAACUCUGACCUCAUCCGUGUUUCCAGUUUCCUUUUCCACAUCUUCUUUCCUUCCCUCCCCCCCUUUUUUUCCCCUUGAACCUCCGUCCUUUCCUUCCCUUCAGUCCUAUCUCCUAACAUCUCCUAACCUUAUCUGUGGCGGGGCACAACUUGAUUUCCUUUCUCCGCUGACUGCCUAACCACCCCACGUCCGACGCCCUGCCAAUUUUUUCCCUCUUUUCCCUCUUGACAUUCACCGGUCCACAACUCAUAGAUUCCUUCCUCGUUCGCCUUGAGCCUUCCCACAAUGAGCACGAUACAGAAUAUUAAGAAUUUCAUCCGACAUGGAAAGCAAGCUCGCCUCGUAACACCCCAUUCCGAACCCACUACCGACGUGUCCACCGUCCACGCCGAACAACAGCCACAACCACAAGGCCAAUUCUCUCCGGCUCUUGGAGCUUUCGACAAGGGCGACGCGCGAGGUAAUGGUCAAGCCACUCAGCAGAAAACCGACGCUCAGGUGAAGCACGAUCGGUCCGCGGACAUCGAACGCCUCGUUCAGGAAGAGAGAACAAGCCGCUCGAAGAUGCCUCAAUAUCCCGGCCUCGACCGCUGGCUUCUGGUGGAGAAAAUGGGCGAUGGCGCGUUCAGUAAUGUCUACCGCGCAAAGGAUACCACCGGAGAAUUGGACGAGGUGGCUAUCAAGGUCGUGCGCAAAUUCGAAAUGAACAGCAAUCAGUCAGAAGACCACCUUCAUCCCAGCGUCAAAAAGGUCCCACGGGCUGCGGAGCGAGCGAAUAUCCUCAAGGAAGUCCAAAUUAUGCGCAAUCUUGACCACCCCAAUAUUGUCAAGUUGGUUGACUUUUCCGAAUCUCGGCAAUAUUACUACAUCAUUCUCGAGCUCUGCCCUGGCGGAGAGUUGUUCCACCAAAUCGUGCGAUUGACAUACUUUAGCGAAGAUUUGAGCCGAAACGUGAUUCUCCAAGUGGCCAAGGCCAUUGAAUACUUGCAUGAAACAUCCGGCGUUGUUCAUCGUGAUAUCAAGCCAGAGAACCUGCUCUUUUACCCCACCCCCUUCAUUCCAAGCAAACAUCCGAAGCCCAAGCAGCCGGGCGAUGAAGACAAAGAGGAUGAAGGAGAGUUCAUCCCGGGUGUCGGAUCUGGUGGUAUCGGUACGAUCAAAAUUGCCGAUUUUGGUCUGUCCAAGGUGAUCUGGGAUAGUCAGACCAUGACCCCCUGCGGAACCGUCGGUUACACAGCACCGGAGAUUGUGAAGGAUGAGCGAUACUCCAAGAGUGUAGAUAUGUGGGCCAUGGGCUGUGUUCUCUACACUUUACUGUGUGGAUUCCCUCCAUUCUACGACGAGAGCAUUCAAGUCCUUACGGAGAAGGUGGCUCGGGGCCAAUACACCUUCCUCUCACCCUGGUGGGACGAUAUCUCCAAAUCGGCUCAAGACUUGAUCUCGCAUCUCUUGACUGUCGAUCCGGAGAAGCGCUACACCAUCAAGGAAUUCCUCGCACACCCAUGGAUCCGUCAAACUGAUGAGGAAACCACCGCGGCCGCCGACGCACCGCCCCUGGCCACACCAUUUGGCCAGGUUCGCCAAGAUGGCUCUCUCCAACUCGACCCCGCCAGCGCUGACCAAGCUCCAUAUCAGCCUGCCAGUGCCCGGUUCCUGGAUGCGCCAUCCGUAGCCUCAGAGCGCCGGAUGGACUUCCGCUCGCCGGGAGCCUUCAACUUGCGCGAAGUUUUCGAUGUCGGUUACGCAGUCCACAGACAGGAAGAGGAAGGCAAGCGCCGACGGAACCGUCAGCAGGCUGCCCGAAGUGGCCACCCGCUGGCCGGCUUCCAAAACGCGCUGGGAUCUCUCAACGAAGACUACGACGACGAACCCGAAUAUCGCCCCCGCGGAGAAGAAAACACCGAACAGCCUCCCCUCAAGGUUGCUAAGUCCAAUACCCAGGCUGGUGACGUUGCUGGAAUGGAAGCAAAGCUGCGUUCCACGAAUCUCGGUGCCCAGAGCAGCGCAGCUCAGGCCCGACAGGCUCAUCGCCAACCCAAGCAACAGGGCUACGGACAGCACGAUGCCAAAGUGGCCGCAGCGGCCAGAAGUGCCAUCGGCCGAAAGCCGCAUGAACCAUUCGAGCUCAGUCUGGAUGGUGCGACUCUGCUAGAGAAGCGUGGGCGUCGCAACCACGAACAACCGGUAGCUUAGACUCGGGUUUGCACACGAACAAAAGACUCGAUUUUACCUUCUUCUUCUUCUUCUUCUUCUUCUUCUUCUUCUUCUUCUUCUUCUUCUUCUUCUUCUUCUUCUUCUCCUCCUCCUCCUCCUUCUUCUCUGGUGAUCUCUUUCUCAGCUACGUGCAUUGAUGAUUGACAUGAGGCAUGGAUACUCACCUUCGACAUCUCCAUCUCUACCCUCUUUAUUUUACCAAACUCCGCUUCGACUCAUCAUGAUCAACACGUCUUACCUUUAUCCUCCUAUCAUCCACCUUCAUCUCCGUCCUUCUUCUAUCUGUUUCCAACUGUCAUUGGAAUUUCCCAGUGGAGGAGAGCAUACAUAUUUCAAGAUUUUUUGACUGCGAGCGAUAGAAGAUGGGUACGACCGAUCUUAUGAUGCCCUUUGCUCUUUAUCUUCCGUUCCUUUCUCAUUCGUGUUUACUGCGUCGCUCGCAGAGCUGCUGGCUUGACUUGGGAUGGAGUUUGUCAUUGUUUUCACAGGGAUCUCAUGCUUGGCUUUGGUUUCUUUCUUGUGUUGUGUCUAUGUAUGGGUUGCUGUCUAUUUUGAUCCUUUUUAUCUCUUUUUGUGAUGUCAUUGGAGAUCCCCCGAAUUGCAUAUCUGGCUACUCCCAUGUUGUCCGUAUGGGAACUGGGUCGAUUUUUUUGAUUCCUCCUCCUUGCACUAUGUGGUGUUGGGUUUUUGAUUCUGUAUGACAGUCUUCUCGUAGAUCAUUUGGUAGAGUUGGUUUUUGGUAUCUCGCGUUGCAUUUAAUGGCUCUUGCUUUUUUGGCCUUGCUCCUAUAAUGGAACUAGCAAUGAACUCUCCAUCAAUAGUGAUUGUGAAAUUAAAUACAGACCUCGUCGUUCUGAUUUAC